Messenger RNA from Myxocyprinus asiaticus (Chinese sucker), 4873 nucleotides. RefSeq names its product mitochondrial fission regulator 1-like. Gene Ontology annotation, cellular component: mitochondrion. The record is from RefSeq and is a predicted model, not a curated record. Bases 259 to 1155 code for a protein of 298 amino acids. Gene Ontology annotation, biological process: mitochondrial fission; aerobic respiration. Lineage: Eukaryota; Metazoa; Chordata; Actinopteri; Cypriniformes; Catostomidae. The transcript has 7 exons.
GCACUGUAGCCGGGAGUGCGCUCAGCUAACAGCUAACAGCUAACAGCUUUCUGUCGGAGAGAAAGAAGACUGGACAGUUCACCACACACAGGAAAACAGAGUAACCUGCACCGGUGCAAAAAAGAAACUGAUCUAAUCUGAUCACAUACGACAAAGGAACCCAGAUCCCAGGCAAACAUGUUCGGUGUGCUGUAAUCAUAAAAAACACAACAAUAGCAUCCAAGGCGGCAGUGCUUUCUUUCUACACUCAAAGUGAAAAUGGAAACAGAGGCAGAGGUAAUUCCUAUUUGGCAAAAUAAACCCCAUGGAUCAACUCGUAGUGUGGUAAGACGAAUCGGCUCAACGCUGCCUCUUAAAUCCUGCCCCAGGGCAUGUUUUCAGGAGCUCCCAGGUCUCCCCCCAAUGCGCUCCAUGGAUGGGCCACUGGUGCCCACAUUGGCAGACAUCUCCUGGAUUGCAGAUGAUGAUGAGGAGACGUACGCCAGAGUCAGGAGUGACACACGCCCCCUGAGGCACGAGUGGCGGCCAACACCCCUGCUGGUUAUACAUAGGAACUCAUCUGUGCCCAAUUUCAGACGAGAGGGCAGGCGGGUCGAGGGGCUAAGGAAACCAGGCGUUACUGCUAUGAACCGGACCACAGCUUUACAGGAUGAGCUGAGUCGACUCCGAGCCCAGAUUGCCAAGAUUGUCGCUGCAGAUUCAGAUUCGAAUCCCAUCACGCCUGACCUGCUGUCCCCUGACGACACUAGUGUGGGCUUCUCCAUGGCUCCCUUUGAGACUGCGGCUUACCAGCCUGCCCCCACAGCCUCUUUUGCCAUCAGUGAUGUCACAGAGGAGGAGGAGGAGGAAGAAGAAAAUGAAGAGGAAGAUGUGUUGGAACUGGUGCCUGAUCCCAUGCCACCAGAUUCCAUGACAGCAUCUGCAACUUUUGAUCUUGAUCGCCCUACCAUGGACUUCCGGGAGCAAGAGGAAGACACAGUGUCUCUGUCAAAGUCAACAAGCUUUGCUGAUGUCAUGGACAUCCUGAAAGACAUGAAUCGCAUGAAGAUGAGCAAGGACAGAUAUAACCGUGGGUGCACCUCACUGAGAGAGGAAGACUCUGCCUCUCUUAUAUCUGAAGCAUUGAGGAAAAAAUUCAUUCUGAAAGAUGCAUGAGGAAAUAAUCUCUCAUCCAAACCCUCUCAGCAGCCUCGCCAUGUAAGGGCACACAGAAUUGCUUGGACCAUUUCUCUCUUUGUUUUCGAGUUGAAGAUACAAACUUUGUGAACAAAACAUCGCUGUGGAAUUUUUCCUACUUAUUUUUAUGUUCUCAAGUAUUUUUUAUUUUUUUGGCUUGGUUGAUAGGCCUGUGCCUUUGGACAGUUGCCAUGGAAACCCCAUAAUGCCUCCAAAUAAACCAUGGAGAUCUGCUGUGCUUAGAACUCCCACAGUGCCGCUCAGUGACAUGGCUGGAAGGAAGAGAAGCAGCUCUUCUCAGCUUUUGUAAAGACACAUACACACUUUCCAGCUGGCAUUGAACGGCCAAUUGGGCCAUCUGCAUACAUUUGUAAUGUGUGAGUGUGUGUGCGUAUAUUAGGGUCCAUAAGGCCGUUCACGCUGAAUGUUUUUUUGUGUCUGUGUUGCUUGAUUUUUAAGUCUUUUUAAAAAAAAUUUUUUAUUUUUUUGUGUAAACGUGCUACAUGGACAUCUUUGACUCUUGUGCCACGUCUCCGCGUCUCAGGCAGGAGUGUCGCGUUUUUAAGACACAGCCUCAAGUUAAAGUGAUAUUCUGGGUUGAAUACAAGUUAAGCUCAAUCAACAGCAUUUGUGGCAUAAUGUUAAUUACCACAAAAAAUAAUUUUCUUUAAAAAAAGCAAAAAUCAAGGUUACAGUGAGACACUUAAAAUGGAAGUGAAUGUGACCAAUUUUUGGAGGAUUUAAAGGCAGAAAUGUGACAUAAUUGUAUGUAUUAUUUAAGCUGUAAAGUUGUUUAGAUCGUCAUUUUAGGGUUUGUUGACAUUAAAUGGUCAUGACUUGGCAAAGUUUUAACUUCCUGGCUGCCGUCUUGAUGUUGCUUCAAUAUAUCCACAUAAUUUUCCUUCCUCAUGAUACCAUCUAUUUUGUGAAGUGCACCAGUCCCUCCUGCAGCAAAACACCCCCACAAUAUGAUGCUGCCACCACCAUGCUUCACGGCUGGGAUGGAGUUCUUCGGCUUGCAAGCCUCACCCUUUUUCCUCCAAACAUAAAAAUGGUCAUUAUGGCCAAACAGUAACAUUUUUGUUUCAUCAGACCAUAGGACAUUUCUCCAGAAAGUAAGAUCUAUGUCCCCAUGUGCACUUGCAAACUGUAGUCUGGCUUUUUUAUGGCGGUUUUGGAGCAGUGGCUUCUUCCUUGCUGAGCAGCCUUUCAGGUUAUGCCGAUAUAGGACUUGUUUUACUGUGGAUAUAGAUACUUGUCUACCUGUUUCCUCCAGCAUCUUCACAAGGUUCUUUGCUGUUGUUCUGGGAUUGAUUUGCACUUUUCGCACCAAACUACGUUCAUCUCUAGGAGACAGAAUGCGUCUCCUUCCUGAAUGGUAUGAUGGCUGCAUGGUCCCAUGGUGUUUAUACUUGUGUACUAUUGUUUGUACAGAUGAACAUGGUACCUUCAGGUGUUUGGAAAUUGCUCCCAAGGAUGAACCAGGCUUGUGGAGGUCCACAAUGUUUUUCUGAGGUCUUGGCUGAUUUCUUUUGAUUUUCCCAUGAUGUCAAGCAAAGAGGCACUGAGUUUGAAGGUAGGCCUGAAAAUACAUCCACAGGUACACCUCCAAUUCAGUACACCUCCUAUCAGAAGCUAAUUGGCUAAUUGUCUAAAGGCUUGACAUAAUUUUCUGGAAUUUUCCAAGCUGCUUAAAGGCACAGUUAACUUAGUGUAUGUUAACUUCUGACCUACUGGAAUUGUGAUAUAGUCCAUUAAAAGUUCAACAGUCUGUCUGUAAAUAAUUGUUGGAAAAAUUACUCGUGUCAUGCACAAAGUAGAUGUCCUAAACGACUUGCCAAAACUAUAGUUUGCUAAUAUUAAAUCAGUGGAGUGGUUAAAUUAGUUUUAAUGACUUCAGCUUAAGUGUAUGUAAAUGUCUGACUUCAACUGUAUAUUGUUUAUGUCUUGUGGCUAUAUUUUUGAAACAGUAUUUUAAUGUUUACGGAUCAGUCCCAUUCACUUCCAUUGUAAGUGGCUCACUGUAACCCACAUUUAUAUUAUUAGAGACAAGUCUAAAUAAAUUUUUGUGGUAAUCAACAUUAUGCCACAAUGAUUGAGCUUAACUUGUAUUGAACCCGGAAUAUUCCUUUAAUAGGACUUUGACUUGUAAAAGCGUUCCUCGAGAUACCUGCAUUCUGUUCCAUUUGUAACGCAGCAUCUAGCAAGGACACGUUCAGUCUGAAUGGCCCCAUACAGAUCAGUGAUCUUCGUUUCUCCAUCAUAGGUUUUGUGAAAUUCAUACACUACUUCUGUUAGUUCGAAUAGGACUGGAACAUCUGCAAUGAUGGUUUAGGAAGAUUCCAUCCUUUUCACUGUUUGUCCUUUGAACAAGCGUGCCGUAGAAAAUUCACAACGAUGUUAUUCAAACCAUAAAACCACAGAAGAUUCCUGGUGGAGCCCAGGUUGUUGUUUUAUCGAUCUGUAAUUUGGAGCUGUAGAAGUGUCCCUCUUGCCUUACACUUUCCCUCAUAAAACCCUGUAAUACUUGAAGCUGUUUUUGAUGAGUGAGCUGAUGUUACAAAACUUAUAUGUGGUCACCUUUUCUCCAUUUAGAAACUAAAGCAAAAUACAUCCUUUUAUUUAAUGGAUUUGUGUGUGUGUGCAUGUGCACUGAAGACUUUAGAUUGCAUUCUCUUGUAAUUAGUGCAUUUUUCCUGCAGACUUUUGCAGUGUAUAUUGUGCCACAAAACUGAUGUGGUUCACAAAAUGGUGAACAAUAACAAGUGUGAAUUUAUAAUGCGUGUUCUUGAAUUUAUCUUGUGGCUGACAUACAGGAAAAAUAAAAAACAUUUUGGUCUUUGCUUUUGUCCAGCAGAUUGUAAAUUUCUCUGUAAAGUCUAAAUAGCAUGUGUGAGGUUGUGCGGGUGUGACUGUACAACUAGUUUUGAGGAUGUUUUUAUAAGAUGAUGAUUAUGAAGGAUUUUUUUCUUUUUGCAAAGUGUAACAGAAAGCUGUUUUAUUGCAUAUACUGCUUGUGUUUGGGAAUCAAACACAAAAUAAGCUUGUCAUUUGUUUCACAUUCUUAUUUGCACAUUUUCCCAAGCCUGCAGCUUUUUUCCAUGUGGCUGACAUGUGUGCAUUAUAAGAAAUGUUUGGCUUUUAUAUUUAUUUCAGUGUUAAACACUUUCGCUCAGUCUCCAGACUCUACAAUUCUCAGUGGUCCUUCGUUCAAUACUUCUUGUAGUUACCUUCACAAUCUAAUUUACAGUCACAUCUAGCAAAAAUACAUUUUCUUGAAUUUCAGCUGCUCCAUAGUUUACAGUACAAAGACAAAUUAGUUAUAUUCAUAGAAGAAUACAAGAAAUCUUGAUGAUCUUAAUGAAUUAAUCUUAUUCUUAAUGUAAUUAUCAAAGAUAAUGGGUGCUUAGAUCUGUAAUAUGAAGUGUAUGCACUGAACAUGAUAAUGUAUGUUCCUUUAACUGUCAGUAACGGGUAAAAUGUAUGUGCUGCUUUUUCAGUCUGACUGUUUGGUGUCAUCUAUACUUUUAACUAUGGUUAGCACUUCAUGAUUGUUUUGGAUAAGGUCAUCUUGCACUUAUGGUUUCUUUUGGAAGACACUUCUACUUUUACUGUGUUUUUGCUUUUUGUGAAAUAAGGGAAUUAUAAGUCUGCAUGUUGUUCAUGCAUAAGAUGGGAAAUAAAUAGUUGUAAAGCA